AUGGCUACUCUUUACUAUUGGACACAAGUCUGCUAUUUAUCAGUGGUUUUAACCACAAUCGCGUCGCAGGGGUUAACGAACCCGCAGAACAUUAUUUACGGAAACCACGAGUUCUGCGAAAUACAGGACAAGAAGUUUCAAUCGAUCUUCAAUUUAGGCAAUGAUCUCAUAUUUCAGACCAAAACUCAGUUCUUGAAACUCAAUAACUCGAUCGAUACGGACGAGGCGUUGGAGAAGUACCCCUCCCGGAGCGCCCGCUUCUACGCCGACAACGAGAUGAGACUAUUCCUGGCCUCAAUGUUUGUCAUAGACACAUACAAACCAGUGCAUGGCUUCACGUAUCAGUUUAUGUCCAACGAUUGCGGCAGUUUGGAUGUGUUGAACGAAUGCACUGAAGUCUACGACGACUCGCAGAUCUUCUACGCGUGUAUUUACGGAACCGAUUCGCAGACGAACAAAUUCAUGUGGUUUGGCAUGAAAUACAAUAACUCUCGUCUCAUGAUUUUGAACACUCCAGCUCUAAAGUCUCGGGUGACUGACUAUUGCGGCCAUAAGUGGAAACAUCCCGACACUAACUUAGCCAAAGAGGGCUUCUUCUCCGGCGUAUCCUUUCGUUUACCGCAUCCGGAGGUGAGGUUUAUUGAGAUCAAUGUCACCGAUAGUGGAAACGGUACGACUGCCACGACUGGUGGUUAUGGCAACACCACUAGUGUCUAUCCAACCACUGGUUAUAAUGACACCGGAAUACUGUUUGUGCCCUAUUAUGAGGAUAAGAUCACAUAUCAGAUCUUCACAGCCGAGUCUAUGGCGUAUCCAAACACUGUAAACCUAAUUGGCUAUCAGUUCUGCAAAGUAUACGAUAGCAAUCUAACGGAUGCCAAAUACCUCUUUCACGUUAAGUACUAUUUACCCAAAAGUGAGAUCUAUUAUGUGUUCCGUUAUCUGAACAUUACGUGGAGUUGUGGCCAGAAUUGCAAUCUCGACACUCCUCUAAGUCUUAUCCAAUUAGAGCACAACAUUCUGACCACCAGUUUAACGUCCCAAAUGUUUGGUACAAAUCAGACCUUAAAGACUCUCUUCGGUUGCGGUCGCUAUCAAUACGAUUCCUUUCCUUUAUUCAAACCAAACGACUUCUGCGGAACCGAUCAAAGACUUGAGAGUGUCUUCGGAUUAGGAAAUGACCUCUACUUUCAAAAUAACGCCAAAUUCUGGAAGUGGUCUGACGUUAGCUUCAAAAGUGGUGCCAAUCCUGGCAUCAAAUCAGAGCCCAUUUUCUUUGACUCCGAGUUUACAACAAUUCUCAACAAAUUUCAUAUCGACACGACUAAACCUGUGAUGGGAUUUACAUUCAAACUCUAUUCUUCCUUGACUUCUAAUGUCAACGAAUGUCUCACAAAUGCGGACACAAUUCGUUGUCAACUCUACUUAAAUCCAGACUAUUAUAGGGCCUGUAUUUACGCCGAAGUCAUAGACGAUAAUACAAUCGGCAAAUUAAAGGACGAUUUUGAACGAAAAGCGUUUGCCUUUCAGUACACGCCGUCGGGUCUGAAGGCGUUUCCACCGUUUGUGCGCCCGAAAGGACAUCCAUAUCAAGUCGUGUCCAAAGAAACGCAAGCGAUUUGCGAAACGAUUCGCAAUGCAUUCAAACAAAAACAUCCACUUUUAGUGCAUUCAAUGCGAUUGCAAAGUGUGAACGCAUCCCAUCUGAUCAUUGAAAUGAUUGCCACAAAUACUAACAAUGAAUUACAACUCUUGGAAAUUGUGGUUCUGAGGAAUAAGCCAAUAGGCGAAACCACUAAUUAUUUAAAACAUCUCUUACGAAUCUCUGAUAUGAAUCCGUUGUCAAACAUCAAUCAUCGGAUAAUUGGUUAUUCAUAUCUCCUAAACAACAAUACCUACAGAACUAUAAUCAUUGGUCGAAGCAAUUGGAAGACAUCUAAACAAUUCAAUUCCCAAAGCAUUUACGGAGUCUUCGACUUAAAGACAGGUCCACUCAAUCAUAUGAUUCCCAACAAUAAGGGAUCAAAUGACUUACCAUUUAGUGUCCACACAAUCGACGCUUUCGACAAACAGUAUCUGCAAAACAACAUCACAUCCGAUACUAUACUCGCGAUCGCAUACUUACAAAACAAUCAAAGUGUCGAUCAGUAUAAAGAAUGGUAUUUAAAUCCGGUGUCCAUUAUUCUUGACCGCAAAGACGAUCCCAAUAUUUACCACUUUUCCAAACGCUUAUCUGCCCUCGAAUUUCCGGGAAAUAGUACUCCGUUUUCGGAAGUGUUUUCUCCAUUUCCUACGGGUUAUGGAAGGAAUAGAUUCACCAAAAUAUUGGGAAUGUUUUCCUACAAUAAAAUAUUCUAUUUAUUAGUAUUUCCAAAAGACAUUUCAUAUCCAGUGGUUUAUCAGAUCAGCGUUUUUAAUCAUAUCGAGCACUUGACACUUGAUGGCUUUGAAUUCAAUGUGUUCUUCAAUUGUCCGAUACCACCAUCAUCUGUGUCCACAACUGGUAGGCGUGCGAUGAAUGUAUUGCUUGUCUUACUAUUGAUAUCACUGGUGAUCGUGAUUGUGAUCGCACUGAUUGUCGCUUUUGUCAAACACCGCAACAAUGAGUCGAAGACAAAACCAGUGACUAAUAAGAACGAUAAGGAUAUAGCGAGUGAUGCAAAGAAUGCUCAAAAGCCAUCGACAACUCCAGCAAAAGCUAAUCCAGAAGUCCAGAGCCCGACGACAACUGAGCCUAAUAUCCAAACGCCAUCAAAACUUGAGGCCGAAGUCCCAAAAUCCGCGAAAUCAGACUCCAUUGAGUCCAAAAGAUCUUUGUUUUGA
Molecule: messenger RNA, 2823 nt
Organism: Medioppia subpectinata
Lineage: Eukaryota; Metazoa; Arthropoda; Arachnida; Sarcoptiformes; Oppiidae
Source: the annotation of a GenBank genome assembly